Messenger RNA from Lytechinus variegatus (green sea urchin), 4857 nucleotides. RefSeq names its product serine/threonine-protein phosphatase 6 regulatory ankyrin repeat subunit B-like. Gene Ontology annotation, molecular function: protein binding. NCBI's taxonomy places the organism in Eukaryota, Metazoa, Echinodermata, Echinoidea, Temnopleuroida, Toxopneustidae. The transcript is spliced from 8 exons. The record is from RefSeq and is a predicted model, not a curated record. The coding region runs from base 1 to 4857 and encodes 1618 amino acids.
AUGGGGGAUAAUAAGGGUGCGACUCCUUUAAUUGUUGCUGCUCAAGAAGGUCAUCUGAAAACAUGUGAAUAUCUGAUCAGUCAAGGAGCUGAGGUGAAUAAAGGAAAGAAUGAUGGUGGGACUGCAUUGCUCAGUGCUGCUCAGAAGGGUCACCUUGAUGCAACCAGAUAUCUGAUAAAUCAAGGAGCUGAGGUGAAUAGGGUUGAUAGUAAUGGUUACAGUGCAUUGUGUGUAUCUGCUUUCGAGGGUCAUAUUGAGGUUAUUAAAUAUCUGAUUAGUCAAGGAGCUGAAGUCAAUAGGAAAGAUGAUAUUGGCUCGACUCCUUUACACGUUGCUGCUCAAGAAGGUCAUCUGGACACAUGUGAAUAUCUGAUCAGUCAAGGAGCUGAGGUGAAUAAAGGAAGGAAUGAUGGAUGGACUGCAUUGCACAGUGCUGCUAAGAACGGUCAUCUUGAUGUAACCAGAUAUUUGAUAAAUCAAGGAGCCGAGGUGAAUAGGGUUGAUAGUAAAGGUUACAGUGCAUUGCGUGAAUCUGCUUUCAAUGGUCAUGUUGAGGUCAUCAAAUAUUUGAUUAGUCAGGGAGCUGAGGAGGUGAAUAAAGGAAAGAAUGAUGGUUGGACUGCAUUGCACAGUGCUGCUCAGAACGGUCAUCUUGAUGUAACCAGAUAUUUGAUAAAUCAAGGAGCCGAGGUGAAUAGGGUUGAUAGUAAAGGUUACAGUGCAUUGCGUGAAUCUGCUUUCAAUGGUCAUGUUGAGGUCAUCAAAUAUUUGAUUAGUCAGGGAGCUGAGGUGAAUAUGGGGGAUUAUAAGGGUGCGACUCCUUUAAUUGUUGCUGCUCAAGAAGGACAUCUGAAAACAUGUGAAUAUCUGAUCAGUCAAGGAGCUGAGGUGAAUAAAGGAAGGAAUGAUGGUGGGACUGCAUUGCUCAGUGCUGCUCAGAAGGGUCACCUUGAUGCAACCAGAUAUCUGAUAAAUCAAGGAGCUGAGGUGAAUAGGGUUGAUAGUAAUGGUUACAGUGCAUUGUGUGUAUCUGCUUUCGAGGGUCAUAUUGAGGUUAUUAAAUAUCUGAUUAGUCAAGGAGCUGAAGUCAAUAGGAAAGAUGAUAUUGGCUCGACUCCUUUACACGUUGCUGCUCAAGAAGGUCAUCUGGACACAUGUGAAUAUCUGAUCAGUCAAGGAGCUGAGGGAGCUGAGGUGAAUAUGGGGGAUUAUAAGGGUGCGACUCCUUUAAUUGUUGCUGCUCAAGAAGGACAUCUGAAAACAUGUGAAUAUCUGAUCAGUCAAGGAGCUGAGGUGAAUAAAGGAAAGAAUGAUGGUGGGACUGCAUUGCACAGUGCUGCUCAGAAGGGUCACCUUGAUGUAACCAGAUAUUUGAUAAAUCAAGGAGCUGAGGUGAAUAGGGUUGAUAGUAAUGGUUACAGUGCAUUGUGUGUAUCUGCUUUCGAGGGUCAUAUUGAGGUUAUUAAAUAUCUGAUUAGUCAAGGAGCUGAAGUCAAUAGGAAAGAUGAUAUUGGCUCGACUCCUUUACACGUUGCUGCUCAAGAAGGUCAUCUGGACACAUGUGAAUAUCUGAUCAGUCAAGGAGCUGAGGUGAAUAAAGGAUGGAAUGAUGGUGGGACUGCAUUGCACAGUGCUGCUAAGAAUGGUCAUCUUGAUGUAACCAGACAUUUGAUUAGUAAAGGAGCUGAGGUGAAUAGGGAUGAUAGUAAUGGUUACAGUGCAUUGGGGGAAUCUGCUUUCAAUGGUCAUGUUGAGGUCAUCAAAUUUCUGAUCAGUCAAGGAGCGGAGGUCAAUAAAGGAAGGAAUGAUGGAUGGACUGCAUUGCACAGUGCUGCUAAGAACGGUCAUCUUGAUGUAACCAGAUAUUUGAUAAAUCAAGGAGCCGAGGUGAAUAGGGUUGAUAGUAAUGGUUACAGUGCAUUGCGUGAAUCUGCUUUCAAUGGUCAUGUUGAGGUCAUCAAAUAUUUGAUUAGUCAGGGAGCUGAGAGGAAUGAUGGUGGGACUGCAUUACACAGUGCUGCUCAGAAGGGUCACCUUGAUGUAACCAAAUAUCUGAUAAAUCAAGGAGCUGAGGUGAAUAGGGUUGAUAAUAAUGGUUACAGUGCAUUGCGUGUAUCUGCUUUCGAGGGUCAUAUUGAGGUUAUUAAAUAUCUGAUUAGUCAAGGAGCUGAAGUCAAUAGGAAAGAUGAUAUUGGCUCGACUCCUUUACACGUUGCUGCUCAAGAAGGUCAUCUGGACACAUGUGAAUAUCUGAUCAGUCAAGGAGCUGAGGUGAAUAAAGGAAGGAAUGAUGGAUGGACUGCAUUGCACAGUGCUGCUAAGAAUGGUCAUCUUGAUGUAACCAGAUAUUUGAUAAAUCAAGGAGCUGAGGUGAAUAGGGUUGAUAGUACAGGUUACAGUGCAUUGCGUGAAUCUGCUUUCAAUGGUCAUGUUGAGGUCAUCAAAUAUUUGAUUAGUCAGGGAGCUGAGGUGAAUAUGGGGGAUUAUAAGGGUGCGACUCCUUUAAUUGUUGCUGCUCAAGAAGGAGCUGAGGUGAAUAGGGUUGAUAGUAAUGGUUACAGUGCAUUGUGUGUAUCUGCUUUCGAGGGUCAUAUUGAGGUUAUUAAAUAUCUGAUUAGUCAAGGAGCUGAAGUCAAUAGGAAAGAUGAUAUUGGCUCGACUCCUUUACACGUUGCUGCUCAAGAAGGUCAUCUGGACACAUGUGAAUUUCUGAUCAGUCAAGGAGCGGAGGUCAAUAAAGGAAGGAAUGAUGGUGGGACUGCAUUGCACAGUGCUGCUCGGAAGGGUCACCUUGAUGUAACCAGAUAUUUGAUAAGUCAAGGAGCCGAGGUGAAUAGGGUUGAUAGUAAUGGUUUCAGUGCAUUGCAUGGUUCUGCUUGCAGUGGUCAUGUUGAGGUCAUGAAAUAUUUGAUUAGUCAGGGAGCUGAGGUGAAUAAAGGAGGGGAUUAUGGUUUGAACCCUUUGCACUUUGCUGCUCAGAAGGGUCAUCUUGGUACAUGUGAUUAUCUGCUCAGUCAAGGAGCUGAGGUGAAAAAUGGAGAUGAUGAUGGCUGGAAUCUGUUUAAUGCUGCUUCCGACGGUCAUACAUCCAUUGUCAAAUAUCUCAUCAGUCAAGGUGCAGAGGUCAAUGAGGAAGAUUCGAAGGACUGUACCCCGUUACAUUACGCUGCUAAAGCAGCUCAUUUUGUCACCUGCAAUUAUCUGCUCAGCCAAGGAGCUGAGGUAAAAAACGGAGAUAUUUACGGAUGGUGUCUGUUUAGUGCUUCUUCCUGCGGUCAUACAUUCAUCGCUAAAUAUCUGAUCAGUCAAUGUGCUGAGGUUAAUAAGGGAGAUAGUGACGGCUGCACUCCAUUACAGGUUGCUGCUCAAGAAGGUCAUCUUCAUACAUGUCAAUAUCUGAUUUGUCAAGGAGCUGAGGUGAAUAGGGUUGAUGAUAAUGGUUACGGUUCAAUACAUGGUUCUGCUAAUAAUGGUCAUGUUGAGGUCACCAAAUAUCUGAUCAGUCAAGGAGCUGAGGUCAAUAUGGGAGAUAUUGAGGGCUUGACUCCUUUACACGUUGCUGCUCAAGAAGGUCAUCUGGAUACAUGUGAAUAUCUGAUCAGAGCUGAGGUGAAUAAAGGAGAUGGUGAUGGUUUGAAUCCUUUGCACUAUGCUGCUCAGGAGAGUCAUCUUGGUACAUGUGAUUAUCUGCUCAGUCAAGGAGCUGAGGUGAAAAACGGAAAUGAUGGUGGCUGGAAUAUAAUAAAUGCUGCUUCCGUCGGUCAUACGUUCAUUGUCAAAUAUCUUAUCAGUCAAGGAGCAGACGUCAAUGAGGAAGAUUCAGAGGGCUGUACUCCGUUACACUAUGCUGCUAAAGGAGCUCAUCUUGGCACCUGCGAUUAUCUGCUCAGCCAAGGAGCUGAGGUAAAAAAAGGAAAUAGUGACGGCUGGACUCUGUUUAGUGCUUCUGCCAACGGUAAUACAUUCAUUGCCAAAUAUCUGAUCAGUCAAGGUGCUGAGGUUAAUAAGGGAGAUAGUGCCGGCCGCACUCCACUACAAGUUGCUGCUCAAGAAGGUCAUCUUGACAUGUGCAAUUAUCUGAUCAGUGAAGGAUCUGAGGUUGGCGAGGGAGAUGGCGAUGGUUGGACCCUCUGUAAUGCUGCUCUAAACGGUCACCAAUUCAUCACCAAAUGUUUGAUCAGACAAGGUGCUAAGGUGAAUGAUAGAUAUAGUAUUGGUCGAACUGCUUUACACAUUGCUGCUCAGAAUGACCGUCUUGAAGUCACCAAGUGUCUCAUAAGGCAUGAGGCAGAUGUCAAUACGACCGAUAAUCAGGGAUGGACCCCCUUACACGUUGCUGCUAAAGGCGGCCAUUUUGAUAUAUGCGAGUAUUUGAUUGGUCAAGGAGCUGAGGUUAAUAAUACUGAUAAUAAAGGUUACACUGCAUUACACUUUGCUGUUGAAAGUAGCAAUCUCGAUAUCACCAAGCAUUUGCUUCGUCAAGGAGCUAAGGUUAACAAAGAAAAUAACCAGGGUGAUACACCACUACACAUUGCCGUCAAACAAGGUUACUUCGAGCUUGUUCAAGUUCUACUUUCAGGAGGAGCAUGCUGCUUUUCUGAUAACAAGGACGACCAGACGCCAUUACAUCACGCAUUGACUCUUGGGUUCAAAGAUAUCACCGAUAUACUCCUUGCUGAUUGGAAUUCAAAGAUAUCCAGUGAAUACUACAAUGGGGCGUUACCUCCUGAGAAGGGACUGGUGUUCUAUCUUCUUGACAAUGGAGCUAGUUUAGAUAUAAAGGACGAUGCAGGCAAUCUACCAAUCGACUAUGCUAAGGAUCACGUGAUCAAUCAGAUGAUCUUGCUAAGAAGUUGA